AAAAGUAGGAGGCCCACUUGAGCGUUCUCGCUACCCCUUUUAGGAACGGACAGAACAGGCGCACACACACAUCGCCUGCACAGUCACGCAUACAGGCACCCUGACCGCUAAGCCUCGAGUACGGAGUCAGCUUUUCCUCACUCGAUCCGCUACUUCCCCAAACAGCAAGUUCAGCGUCCCGCUUAGCUCACAACUUUUCUCAGCACAGGUGGUGUUCGUGAUGGCGCCCCUCACGCGCCUCGCUUUACUGCCGUUAGUUUCGGCCGUGCUUUUGCUUCCGGUGUCCGCAGAAGAGGCCGCGAGCAGCGGCGGCGUGAACGGCUUCAGCCUGCAUCCGCCGUAUUUCAACCUGGCCGAGGGCACCAAGAUUACUGCCACUGCCACCUGCGGAGAAGACGAGGCUGGAAAGAGCGUGCCCGACCUCUACUGCAAGCUGGUCGGCGGACCGGUUUCUGGAGACCCGGGACAGACCAUCCAGGGUCAGUACUGUGACAUCUGUCGCCAAGGCGACAGCGACCGUGCCCACCCCAUCACAAACGCCAUUGAUGGCACUGAGCGAUGGUGGCAGAGCCCGCCGCUGUCACGCAGUACGGAGUUCAACGAGGUCAAUGUCACGCUGGACCUUGGACAGCUUUUCCAUGUGGCCUACGUGCUCAUCAAGUUCGCCAACUCUCCGCGUCCAGACCUGUGGGUUCUGGAAAGGUCGGUGGACUUCGGGCAGACGUACCAGCCAUGGCAGUACUUCUCCUCCUCCAAGCGAGACUGCAUCGAGCGCUUUGGACAGCAAACCAUCGAGAGGAUCUACAACGACAACGACAUCGUUUGCACCACCGAAUAUUCCCGAAUUGUUCCUUUGGAAAAUGGAGAGAUUGUGGUGUCGCUGGUGAACGGCCGUCCUGGAGCGAUGAACUUCUCCUACUCCCCCGUGCUGCGUGACUUCACCAAGGCCACCAACAUCCGCCUGCGCUUCCUGCGCACCAACACUCUACUUGGACAUUUGAUGGGGAAAGCCUUGCGAGAUCCCACUGUCACACGCCGGUACUACUACAGUAUCAAGGACAUCAGCAUUGGUGGACGCUGUGUAUGUAACGGACACGCUGAAGCAUGUAGUGCUAAGGACCUCAACGACCCUUACAAGCUGCAGUGCGACUGUCAGCACAACACUUGCGGCGCAUCAUGCGGCCAAUGUUGCCCUGGAUACCACCAGUUGCCAUGGAAACCGGCCACCACUUUCAGCGCCAACGAGUGUGAACCAUGCAACUGUCACCGCCACUCGUUUGACUGCUUCUACGACAACGAAGUGGCUCAGCGGCAUGGCAGCCUCGACAUCCGUGGAGACUACCAUGGGGGCGGAGUCUGCCUCAACUGUCAGCAUCACACCAGCGGCAUCAACUGUGAGCGCUGUAUCCUUGGAUAUUACAGAGCGCCGGACACAACCAUUGACUCACCAUUAGCCUGCGCACUCUGUGACUGUGACUCUCUGUUCAUGGACGGGACGUGUGAGGACAUAACGGGAAGAUGCUUCUGCAAAGAAAACUACGCUGGUGACAACUGCGACCACUGUGCUGAUGGCUUUGUCAACUUCCCAGAGUGUUACCCAGCAGUUUUCCCCACGUAUCCAAGCAACAAUAAUGGUGAGGCCAAACCAGCCGGAGAGAUCAUUAAUUGUGAGUGUAGCGCGGCUGGCACUAUUGACAACUCAUGCAGACCCGAUCCUCAAAGCAGAAUAUGCUUGUGCAAGCCUGGCUUCACUGGUGACCACUGUGACAUGUGUGCACCGGGCUUCCAUGGACUCAACUGCCAGGCAUGUCAAUGUUCAGGUCCCGGUUGCCUGGAUGGUUCCUGUGACACGCUACUGGGUCACGGUGUGUGUCGCAGUGGUUUCCACGGUUACAAUUGUGACCAGUGUGCACCAGGCUACUUCAACUACCCACUCUGUCAACUGUGCGGUUGCAGUUCUGUGGGCUCGCUGCCUGAGGUGUGCGACUCAUCCGGUCGCUGUCUAUGCAAAGCUGAAUUCCAGGGUCCUCGGUGUGAACGGUGCCGAUCUGGAUUCCACUCUUACCCCAAUUGUCAAGUGUGCACGUGUGACCCUCGCACCUCAUACGAUACCAGCUGCACGGCGUCGGGACAGUGCCACUGCCGACCUAACUACAGCGGGGCUUCAUGUGACCAGUGUGCACCCGGUUACUAUGGCUACCCCAGCUGCACACCAUGCCAGUGUUCCGCAGAAGGUUCUCGCUAUAACAGCUGUGAUCAGGUGACUGGUCAGUGUGUGUGUCUGCACAACAUUCAUGGCCUACGCUGUGACAGCUGCGCUCGCGACACCUAUGGCUUUCCAAACUGUCAAGCUGGCACAUGUCAUCCUGCUGGUUCCAUUCAUUACGUCGUUCCUCCUCCUGUGGGCCAAUGUGAGUGUCGUGAUGGCGUUGACGGCGUGGCCUGUGACCGCUGUAAACCUCUGUACUGGAACUUGUCCCACAACACGCUUGAUGGUUGCACAAAGUGCAAGUGUAACAUCGCAGGAACGCUGAGCGGUGUUGCCGAGUGUGCACAGGACAGUGGUCAGUGUCACUGUAAGCCAAACAUCUGCAGCAGCACCUGCACCACAUGCAAAGAUGGCUUCUACAACCUGCAGGAGCACAGCUACUUUGGCUGCCAAGGGUGCCAGUGUGAUAUCGGUGGCUCCGAAGGUCAAUCCUGUGACGAGCGACGCGGCCGCUGUCACUGUCGACCCAACGUACAUGGACUCAAGUGCAACUUAGCCGCUGUGGAUCAUUAUUUUCCUGAUCUUCACCACCUCAAGUUUGAGGUGGAAGAGGGCACCAUGUUGGAUGGCCGGCCAGUACGCUUCGGCUACGACCCUGUGGAAUUCCCUGGCUUCAGCUGGAGGGGUUAUGCUCAAAUGUCCCCCAUCCAGUCCAAGGUGCUGGUGCCGCUGUGGGUGGGCUCUCCAGACCUCUUCCGCAUGGUUCUGCGCUACACCAACAUGGCAGGUGUAGAAGUCCAGGGUCGGAUAUCGGUGCUGGAGGAUGAUGGGAAAAACUUUUGCGGCAACUGUUCUGAGCAAUCCAAGCAGAUUGUCUUCGCUCCCACCACGGGGCCAAGUUUCGUCAACAUUCCCCAGAACAACUUUGUGGAACCUUUUGUUCUCAACCCUGGAGCUUGGACUGUGCUCAUCAAAGCUGAAGGAAUUCUGCUGGAUUUUUUGGUCCUUCUGCCCAGCGCCUACUAUGAGGCUCCCAUCCUGCAAAUGCAUAUCACAGAACCAUGCAUGUUUGGCUCUCCAACAGACACCAGCCACAAUUGCCUACAAUACACGUACUUGUCUCUGGACGCCUUCCACUCCGUGUCUGGCAUCGAUGCCAUUUGUCGCCAUGACAACCAUCUGCCACGCCUCUGCCCCACCAAAAAGGUUACUCUUCGCCAUCCUGACAUGGCCGUCUGCAGCGGCUACGACAUCAGCGUGGAGAUGCGAGCCAAAGUGAAGACCGGGGGCAUCUACGUACUGGUGGUGGAAUACGCGAACAUGGAGGAGUCGCCACAAACGCUCGCUGUCACCUUCAACUUGCCAGGAGCCCAAACACGACAACACAGUGUUACUCUUUUACGCUGUGCCUUUAGCUUCCUGUGUCGAGUGGUCUCUGUCGAUGAACACAAGCGAGUGGCACUCUUCUCUCUGCCAGGUGACACGGAGCUCCAGCUGUCUGCCGAGAGCGCAACCUUUUUCCUGCACAAAAUCUAUCUGGUUCCUCAAGCGCACUUCUCCAUGGAGUAUGUGGAUCCUAAAGUCCUUUGCAUCAGCACUCAUGGACACUUCUCCCACGACAGCUCCUCCUGCGUUCCCUCGCGCUUCCGAAUGCCGUCCAACUCGCUGGUCCUGAAGGAGGGUCAGAGCGCCAACAUGCAGGAGCCCAUCUUGGACUCCCACAACACCGCUACCCCUCUGCCUGGCCCCCAGAGGGAGCCAUCAGCCCGGUCAGCAGCAGAGCUACCGCCUCAGGCAGCUGACAAUGGUGACCUCGUCAGACUAGACUCGCUGCAGAAUGCAGCAGUGUACUCUACGCAUGUCCACACACUGGGACGCUAUGUCUUCAUCCUCCACUAUCACCAACCUCUGCACCCCACUUACCCCAUCCAGGUCUACAUCAAUGCCGGGCGUAUCUGGAAAGGCCAUGCCAAUGCCUCCUUCUGCCCACACGCAUAUGGCUGUCGAAAUGUCCUGGUGUCAGAAAACCAGAUCGUCCUUGACGUGAGUGACCACAAGCUCUUCCUCACUGUGCAGGUUCCUGUGGAUAAAACACUGUGGCUGGACUACGUGCUAGUGGUGCCUGAGUCGAGCUACAGCUCCAGCUAUCUGACUGAGGAGCCUCUGGACAAAUCCUAUGACUUCAUUAGCAGCUGCGGCCUGAACAGCUUCUACAUCAAUCCAUCCAGCGCUUCGUCCUUCUGUCUCCGCGCCGCCACGUCGCUGUCGGCCUUUGUCAACAAUGGCGCGCUGCCAUGCGCUUGUCAUGAGGUCGGCGCCGAGAGCGAUGCCUGUGAACCAUUUGGCGGCCAGUGCCGCUGCAAGCCAAACGUGAUUGGUCGAGACUGCUCCACGUGCGCCACGGGGUACUGGGGCUUCCCCGACUGCAGGCAGUGUAACUGUGGCACCAGGCUGUGCGAACCUAUGUCAGGGGAAUGCAUCUGCCCGCCACGGACCCUGCUGCCUGAGUGCACCCAGUGCGAGCCGCAGACGUUUGGCUGCCAUCCGCUGGUUGGCUGUGAGGUGUGCAACUGCUCCCAGCCCGGAAGUGUGGCGCCUGAUGUCAGCUGCGACAACCUCAGUGGACAGUGCAGAUGCAAGAACAACGUGGUGGGUCGCCAAUGUGACCGCUGCGCAUCUGGUUUCCAUGGGUAUCCAAAUUGCCAACCAUGUGACUGCAAUGAUGCAGGAACUGAGGAAGAAGUAUGCAACUCUUUCACAGGACAAUGUCUGUGCAAGGAGAACGUCCAGGGUUCUCGCUGUGACCAGUGCAGAGUUGGCACAUUCCACUUGGACCCAACCAACCCCAAAGGUUGCACCAGCUGCUUCUGCUUCCGUGCCACGGAUCGCUGCAGGAGUUCAGACAAGAGACACAGCGAGAUCAUGAACAUGGAAGGCUGGGUGCUACUCAGUGCCGACAAACAGGAAGUACCAGUCAACGUGUAUCCGGCUCAGGACUUAGUGGAGGCUGACCUUAGCGACAUUCCUGAUGUGUACCAGGACCUUCACUGGUAUGCGCCCAAGACCUACCUGGGGGACAAGGUGUCAUCUUACGGCGGUUACCUGAGAUAUCGUCUUCACACGCAGACCAUGAGAGGAGAUGUUUGGUCUCCUCCUGUUGAACCUCCAAGACCUGACAUCAUCCUCAAGGGCAACCAGAUGACAUUGGUGUUCUUGGAGCGUGAAUAUUCUUCUCCCGCAGAGCCGCAUUUGGGAAUUGUGCACAUGGUCGAGGGAAGUUUUCGGCAUGCUCAGACUGGCAACUCCGUCUCCAGAGAGGAGCUCAUGAUGGUUCUGGUGGCUUUGGAGUCCCUGCAGAUACGAGCCCUUCAUUCCCAGUCGGCCCACUCGGUGUCGCUCCGCGGCGCCGUGCUGGAGGGUGCCGAGAGUUUGCCGGCUGGUCGCCACGCUAACAAUGUGGAGCUCUGCAUGUGUCCUGCCAACUACCUGGGAGACUCCUGCCAGAAAUGUGCUCCAGGUUUCUACAGGGAUGCCAUCGGCCUCUUCCUGGGAAAAUGUGUGCCCUGCAAUUGUCACGGACAUUCGGAUCAGUGUUUGGACGGAUCGGGAAUAUGCCUGAAUUGUCAACACAACACAGCUGGCGACCAUUGUGAGAAAUGCCAGGGUGGUUUUGUCGGCAACAUCAGUGUGGUUGGGCAAGUGCAGUCAUGUUCCAGUUGUCCAUGUCCACUUACAGUGCCAUCCAACAAUUUUGCUCAAGGUUGCGUGGAGAAGAACGAGCAUAUGCAGUGCUUGUGCAUGCCCGGUUAUGCCGGGCCACACUGUGAAAGGUGCGCCCCUGGUUAUUAUGGUAACCCUAUGGUGCUGGGCAGCACAUGCCAGCCCUGCAAUUGCAACGGCAAUACAGACCCCAACAUGCUGUUCACGGACUGCCACCCACUGACGGGCGAGUGUCUGAGCUGCAUGCACAACACAACCGGGCCUCGUUGCAACGAAUGCGCUCCUGGUUACUAUGGUGAUGCCAUCUCUGCCAAAAACUGCACCCAAUGCAGUUGCUCACCAUGUGGUACCGAGUCAUGUGACCCGCACACUGGGCAGUGCCGCUGCAAACCCGGGGUGAUUGGAUCUCACUGCCACCAAUGUCAGGACGGCUCGUUUGGCUUCGAGUCAUGCGUCGGGUGCCGUCUGUGCGACUGUGGUGCUUCUGCAGCACUAGUGCAGCCUUGUGACCGUCAGAGCGGUCAGUGCAAGUGCCAACCCGGAGUCAACGGACCCAACUGUCGCCAGUGUGCUCCCGGAUUCUGGGACUAUGGCGCUGAUGGAUGCAAGGUGUGUCACUGUAGGGGCGGUCAGUGCGAUCCGCGGACCGGAGAGUGCCACUGUCGGGACGGGAUGACGGGAAAACAGUGUGAAAUCUGUUCGCAUGAACACAACGUUCCUGUCACGCACGGUCAUGACCUGCACUGCGAAGCAUGUGAUAGCUGCGUCAUCGUCCUGCUGGAUGAUCUGCACAAGAUCGACUUUGACUCCCUUGCUGCACAGCUGCACAACCUCAAUGCAAGCACCAUGGCCUGGACGCAGCUGCACAAGCUCAACACUUCGGUGGAUGCCGUUGCUCAUGCCAUCGAGAAGUACAACACCUCGUUGGAUGGCAGCCGCCAUGGCGCCAUCGUGCUGGAAGGCGAGAUUGUGAACAUAAGCACCGAUGUGGACAUGCUGCAGGACAAGACUGUUCCGAUGGCUGAGCGUCUCAGCGAGCUGACAAACAGCACCUUGAACACUCACCAGAGGGCGCACAACCUGCUGGACGAUAUCCACAUGGUGACCAUGGAUUUAAAUGACAUCAUGCGCAUGGCAAAUUGGUCGCUAAAUAACACAAAGGUAGAUCAGGACAGAGGCGAGCAGAAGAGGAAGAUGGAGGAGGUGGAGGCCAUGUUGGGCAAAAUGAGAAGCAGAAGCUGCGCGGGACAGAAGAAAAUGGUCGACCGGGAGAAGAUGUUAGCGGAUAAACUGUUGGAGCGUGUCGACAAGGACUUGGCGCGUCGCCAGGAGGACAACGUGAAUGUGGGUGAAACCGCCAAAGAGUUCCUGUCCCGCGUCCACGAUGACAUGAUGGCACUGCGGGACGCCCUGAACGAGUCAAUCAACAAGACGGCCCAAGCCACUGAGGUCAACAAUCGCAACCAGAAGAUGCUGCAGGACAGCAAGAGGAAAGUGGACGAGCUGACAUCGAAACGCAAAGAGGCAGAUGAGCAGCUGCACAUGGCGGAAGACCACGUUGCUCAAGUCAACGAGCUGCUGUCUAUGCUGCAUGACUCCACAGAGGAUUAUGAGCGUUUGGCAGCGCAGCUCGAUGGUGCCAGGACGCCAUUGUCCAAGAAAGUGCAGGAUUUCACUUGGGCCACCUCAAAGAUACCCCUGGUGGAGGAAGCUGAGCACCAUGCUGACAUGCUGCACGCCUUAUCCGCAAACCUGUCCAAGUUUGUGGAAGAAACAAAGACCGAGGGUUUGGUGGACAUGACCAAGGCCUACAACAAUAUCGUCAACAGCAUCAAAGCAGCCGAGACGGCAGCGGACGAGGCAGACGAAGACGCGAGCAAGACACUGGAGAACAUCGGUGACCAGAACCUUGGCCACAUGGCUGAGUCUCUGCGGAACCGCAGUGUGGGGCUGAAGGAGAAAGUACAAAACCUCAGCGAGGAACUCAACAAUGAGUUAAGACCUCAACUGGAAGAUGCCAAGAAGCGACUGAACGAUGCCAAAACCAAACAAAAUCAAGUGGCCACAAACUUCCAUAUGGUCCAGAACAACCUGAAAUCCUCCUCCAAUGUCAGUCAGGACAUUGACAUGGCCAAGCAAGCAGUGGAUCAGGCCAAUGCAUCGGUCUCGCAAGUCAAUGAUGUCCUUCGUCCAAUCAGAGAGCAGCUGGACAAGUGGCAGCAGACUUACGGUGAUAGCAACACCACCAACAAGGACGUCAACGAGGCUCUGACGGAGGUCAACAAGACGGUGAGCAUGCUGGGCGACACGAUCCCGCUCCUCCUGAACAAGUUGGACAAGCUACACAACCGCUCUGUGCAGUCACCAAACAUCUCAAUGAGCAUCAACCGCAUCCGACAGCUUAUCCAGCAAGCUCGCAACGCAGCUAGCAAGGUACGUGCAAUGCCAGAACAGUUGAAAUGGCUCAGACCACUGACAAGACUUUUGUCAUCUUCAUUUAAAAUAAGAAAUGUGGUGACUUCCAGACAGACUUCGACAUAG
Hippocampus comes (tiger tail seahorse) is the source of this 8470-nucleotide messenger RNA. RefSeq names its product laminin, alpha 5 (gene lama5). Gene Ontology annotation, biological process: cell adhesion; regulation of embryonic development; regulation of cell adhesion. Gene Ontology annotation, cellular component: basement membrane. The transcript has 59 exons. Bases 221 to 8470 code for a protein of 2749 amino acids. NCBI's taxonomy places the organism in Eukaryota, Metazoa, Chordata, Actinopteri, Syngnathiformes, Syngnathidae. Gene Ontology annotation, molecular function: extracellular matrix structural constituent; signaling receptor binding. The record is from RefSeq and is a predicted model, not a curated record.